Molecule: messenger RNA, 4714 nt
Organism: Puntigrus tetrazona (Sumatra barb)
Lineage: Eukaryota; Metazoa; Chordata; Actinopteri; Cypriniformes; Cyprinidae
Gene: lingo4a
Product: leucine rich repeat and Ig domain containing 4a
Exons: 3
Coding region: 415-2229 (604 amino acids)
Molecular function (GO): protein binding
Source: RefSeq, a predicted model, not a curated record
ACACACACACACUCAUGUAUGACGGACUAAAUAAACGACUGAAUAUCUUUUCUGUUCUUCUUCUCUGUAUAUUAUUCUCUAUUAUUAGACUCGUUUCUCUUUCUCUUCAUUUAAUCUCUUCUUCAUCUUCCUCUACGGAUGAAGUAAUGCGCGCUCUCGGCUCUCGUCCGCGUAAAUAAAUCCUGCGGCGCGUCCCCGCGGCGCCCGUGACCGCGCAGCACACGAGCGCGGAUAUUUCCAGAGAUCCCGUCGGGUCUGAUGGAGGACUUUUCUCGGGUCUGAUGGACUUUUCUCGGGUCUGAUGGAGGUCAGGAGCCUGGCAGCAGGCUGUGAGCGGGCGAUCAGCGAGACUUUCUUUUAGUAAUUGUUGGUAAUGAGAAGGAGCAGCCCCUCUGCCAGCUGGCGGGUCUCCAGAUGUGUUUGGCUGCUGAUUGGAGGAGGCUGUACUGGUGGGUGGUCCUCCAGUGGGUAGUGGGCGUGGCUCUAUCGGCGCCCUGCGCUCAGCGCUGCGACUGUCUGCCAAAGCUCCUGAUAGCGAACUGCUUCUCAAGACAGCUGUCCUCCGUUCCCGCAGGUGUUCCUGACAACACCCUGUCACUUAACUUAACCAGCAACCUCUUAAAGACUCUAUCGCAGCGACAGUUCUCCGGCCUCACGCAGUUACGCGAACUGGACCUCAGCGAUAAUGCACUAACAGUGAUCGAGGUCGGAGCCUUCGCCGGUUUGCAGAAUCUCGUCGCGCUGAAUUUAUCCCGCAACCAUCUAAAGAUCAUCCCGGUGGGAGCCUUCUCCGGCCUCCGCGGCGUUCAGUUCCUGGACGUGAGCCGGAACGAGAUCUUGGUGCUCCUCGACGAUAUGUUCGGCGAGAUGUCGUCUCUCCAGAAGCUGGAGGCCAGCGAGAACGAUCUGGUGUUUAUCUCUAACCGUGCUUUCGACGGCCUUUCUGACCUGCAGGAGCUGAACCUCGACCGGUGCAACCUGACGUCGGUGCCGACCGAAGCGUUUUCGAGGCUCUCCGGAAUUAUCCGGCUGCGCUUGUGCCGAUUCGGACUCACAACGCUUCCCAACAACUCCUUCCGCCAGCUGGGACGUUUGCGUGAUCUCGAAGUUUCCCAUUGCCCUUGGUUGGACUCGUUAGCCGCUAACAGCCUGUUUGGACUCAAUCUCACAUCGCUAACACUCAGCCACUGCAAUCUGAGCGCGGUACCCUAUUCCCCCCUGCAUCACCUCGUCUACUUGCGAUACCUGGACUUAUCAUAUAACCCAAUCACCGUUAUCCUUUCCAACCUUCUUGGGGAUUUGCUACGACUCCAGGAGCUGCAUGCAGUCGGUACAGGGCUUCUACGGAUAGAGCCCGGCGCUUUCCAAAACCUUGCGCUUCUACGGUUCCUCGACGUGUCGGAGAACCGUCUGCCGACGCUGGAGGAGUCUGCCUUCCAUUCGGUCGCCGCUUUAGAUGUUCUUGGAUUGGAUGGGAACCCAUUGGCGUGUGACUGCAGGCUUCUUUGGGCGAUGCGCAGACGCCCGUGGCUUCGCUUUGAAGGACAUCCGCCAACUUGCGCAACGCCUGUGCAGGCGCAAGGCCGGACGUUUGCUGACUUCACGGAGGCUGAGAUUCCGAGGUUGUUCAUGUGCAGACAAGCUCGCAUUCUGACUCGGAAGCCGCAGGAUGUUCGUACGGACGAAGGACAUACGGUUUUGUUCUUCUGCGCAGCUGACGGAGACCCAGCGCCGUCGAUUAUUUGGCUGAAUCCCAAACGCUCCCUUAUUUCCAGCUCGGGUCGGAUUCGCACGCUCGCUAACGGGACCCUGGAAGUGCGCUACGCACAAGUACAGGACAGCGGGUAUUACCUGUGCAUCGCUUCGAAUGCGGCUGGGAACGACAGCGUCUCGGUGAGCCUGCGAGUGCGAGGGUUUCCAGCGUCCGCUCGCAACCGCUCUGGCUCGUUCUUCCUGGACGGCUGGAGCUUCACGUCUGGGCAAGCGGCGGUCAACGGGUCGCAGCCGUUUCCGUUCGACGUGAAGACGCUGGUGAUCGCGGUGACCAUGGGCUUCCUGUCGUUCCUGAGCUCGGUGGCCGUCUGCUUCGUCUUCAUGUUUUUCUGGAGUCAGAGUAAAGGGCAGAUCAAGCACACGGCGACUAUCGACUUCGUGCCCCGCAGCACGGCGAUGACGUCCGGAGGCGGGCGGUCGAUGGAGACGGGCAGGUUCACCAUGAAGCUGAUCUGAAAACUUGACAACAUGAGAUGUUCGAGGUGCUACUAGAUAUCCAGUUUCCCAUAAGCUUAAACAUGAGAGUACGAUGCAUGAAAGGGUUAGCUCACCCCAAAAUUACAAUUCUGUCAUGAAUCACUCACCCUCAUGUCAUUCCUUGGGGGAGAAUUGUUAAAAGCAGGUGUUUUACAUAAAUUUAGGAUUUAGUUUUCUUUGCGCACAAAAAGUAAUCUCAAAAUUAAAAGUAGAGCAUCUCAUGUCCUGAAGAUCAACAAAGGUCCUACGGGUUUGGAAAAACAUGAGGGUAAAAAAUGAAUGACUGAAUUUUCAUCUUAGAAGAAUUAACCCUUAAAGCUCCUUGUCAUUCACUGCAUAAAAUUGUUUUUUGUCAAUAAAAGUCUUGUUUUUCAGUACAAAUAUGUUUCAAUUAAAGGGUUAGAUCCCCAAGAAUUGGCCAAUGUUUUACUCACCUUUAAGGCAUCCUAGUUGUAUAUGACUUUCUUCUUUCAGAAGAGUCUAGUUUGAGUUAUAUUAAACUCUAUGAUACACCAGCUUCACAAUAAAGUGAUUUCCUGGUGGAUAUGCGUAUGAUUAGCUGCAGAAGCUUUGAGGAGAGGGCAAGGAUUUAGACAAGAGGAGGCUGCUAAAGUGAGAAAACUGCUCCUGGAAACAUUGUUCUUGUGUAUUUCACAGAAGCUAAUGCUACACCCAUCCUACAUUGUCUUCUGGAACACGUUUCUAUUGUGUACAUGACAUUAUGGUUUUAAAUAUGAGUUUUUUUCUUACGAAAACGGAGGCCUUUAUUCACCUCAGGGAGCCGUGAGGUGUUUAAUCACGGAUGGAUGCACUUUAUUGGACUUCUUUUAAAAUAACAGCCAUUCACUGUCAUUAUAAAGGUUGGAAGAGCAAGGACAAUUUUUAUUGUAUCUCCGAUUCGAUUCUCAAAGAAGAAAGUCCUAUACGCCUAAGAUGCCUUGAUGGUAUUAAAUCAAGAAAACAAAGAACAGAUGUCUGUCACUGGACUGUUAAGUAUUCUCUAUUUGAAAGAAAAACAUUGAUUUUCCAGAUAUCUGAAAGGUGCAGUAUGUAAUGUUAUAUGUACUAGUGGUCAGAAAGGGUUCUGCAGUCCAAACUCAUAAUCCUGGAGAUGUUUCUCCACACCCUCCUCAUGGGGUUGCCAGAUUGAGGAUACGCAACAGAAACGAGCGCGACUGACAAUACGAGGCGCUGGUCCUUCGACUGGAAGUUGAGCUGUUUUAUGCAUGUUUUAAUAUUCCUUAGAUUCCAUUGGCUGGCCUCCACGGCUCUGACACUGAGUAUUGAAAUCCGAUUGGAUGAACGGGCAGUGGGCGGAGUCACUACAACACAAAACGAGAAUGUCUUGGCUGCAUACAGCACCUUUACCCUCUGAGGAUUUCACAGCUUAUUUUGACCAUUCCAUGAUUUUCAAGUUGCUUGAUAGACUUUUAUUUCUUGACGUUUAGGGUCAUGAAUGUACAUGCCUUCCCGGGCUUACAUUUAUAUCCUUUAUUUCUUUUCGUGAGUUGCAUGGAAAGCAGUGCGUUCGAUCCAACCACAAAGAAAACGUCCCAAACGCACUUCAUUCUGUGUAGUUUGUCAGAAAUGAAGGCUUCUUCUGUCCAGUAAAUGUAAAAAUUUUAUUUUUAGAUUUAGAUAUUUGCACUGGAAAACAAAACGAGGUUAGCUGAUGAAACCUGAUCAUUUUCCUCUUCAUUUCUCCAUUUUUGACUUUGGGUUGAAUUUAAUCGUCAUUUAGACUCCUCUGUGAUUUGCCUAAAUUAGAUUCCUGAUGAUCCCAGUUUGCAGUAAUUCAGGUUUGAGAUGAGCUUUAAGUGAUUUUUGUGAAAGGUUUUGAGGCAUUAAAUCAGAUAAACUGAGCAUGAGCUGCAUGAACGCAUGGACGAGACGCUCUGAUCGCAUUUCUAGCAUCUCUAAAGCAGAGAAGGCGAGCAGUAAUGAAGCUUUAAUCACAAGAGAUCUCAGGUUAAUUAAGCUCGGUGUGAAUCGUGUUCAGUAAGUCCUGAGGUAGUUAUAUAAUGCAUUAAAUGACAGAAAUAUUGAAUGCAUCUCAGGAUUAUGUGAAUGUCUGCAUGUGUUAUAUUUUGCUGAUGAUGCUUUUAGAUAAAACAGUGUAACUCACGCAUACAUGGCUUUAUGAAAUCCAACUCAAAGCAAUAAUAUCCCAUCAUGCACUGCUGUUUUACUAGCAUAAACGAUCAAGUGUUUGGUUCGGCUACGAUUCUGUCAAAUCUGUCUUUCUCUCUGGAGCGUUUAUGAAUCUCAUUUGUUUUUGUUUUUUUGCAUAUAUUAAACAAAAAUAUUUUUUUAUUGUUCUACAGACGGUGUACUAGUUAAAGAACGGCUCCGUUUGUUUAUUUAAACUUUGACUGAGAUGUCUUUAAAAUGAGUUAGUUUUGCAAUUUCUGUAAGAAAUAGCUGCCAAAAACAAUAAAGUCAUCUUAAAUGAUGUUUGAUUCAA